Molecule: messenger RNA, 2674 nt
Organism: Bombina bombina (fire-bellied toad)
Lineage: Eukaryota; Metazoa; Chordata; Amphibia; Anura; Bombinatoridae
Gene: S1PR4
Product: sphingosine-1-phosphate receptor 4
Exons: 3
Coding region: 73-1194 (373 amino acids)
Biological process (GO): G protein-coupled receptor signaling pathway
Cellular component (GO): membrane
Molecular function (GO): sphingosine-1-phosphate receptor activity
Source: RefSeq, a predicted model, not a curated record
UUUUCAUAGCAUUCUGUCACCUGGGUACCCAGCACACUGACCCUCAGCAGAAAGGUGUGUUUCUGAGGCACCAUGAACAUUACCUUGGAUGCCUAUUUCUGCAAGGAGUCAGUGUUGUAUGGGGAUGAUAACCUGAUCCUGCUGCAUUACAACUUCACCGGGCGACUGAUUGGACGAUCAACUGAAAUGCUCACCUUCACCAACCUGUUAGGCGUGUUGAUCAGCCUUUUUAUCAUGGUGGAGAAUAUAACUGUGCUGGUGGCACUUUGCUGGUAUCUACGUUUGAGGCGUUGGGUUCACUGCUGUUUAGCCAAUAUUGCCUUCAGUGAUUUUAUGGCUGGCUUUUCUUACUUGCUCAAUGUCUCACUCUCAGGACCCGUCACCUUCCUCCUGAACACAAAGCUUUGGUUUCUGAGAGAGGGUUUGCUUUUCACAACAUUGGCAGCCUCCAUCUUCAGUCUGCUGGUAACUGCAGUAGAACGCUACAGCACUAUGGUCCUUCCAGUUUCGGAAACACGCUUAGGGAAGAGCAUGCGGGUUCAAGGGCUGAUUGCCUUAUGCUGGUUACUGGCUAUUGUGGUUGGGUUCUUACCUCUAUUUGGGUGGAAUUGCCUGUGCCAAAUUGAAAAUUGCUCCAGUCUGCUUCCUCUCUACUCUAGGCAUUAUUUGCUGUUCAGCCUUAUCCUUUUGGGGGCCACCUUGCUUGGCAUCAUUGGCUUUUACUGCACCAUAUACUUCUUGGUUUGCACUAGUGCCAAGCGAGUGGCAAUAACUAACCAGAGCCGGAGAUCCUUCCACCUGCUCCAGACUGUUCUCAUCAUCCUGGGCUGCUUUGUCAUCUGUUGGAGUCCACUGUUCUUCUUUCUGUUGGUGGAUUGCUCCUGCUCCCCACCUGCCUGCAAAUCUCCAUUGAAACUGGAAUGGGUUCUUGCUAUGGCUGUCCUUAACUCAGCUCUCAAUCCACUAAUUUACUCCUUCCGCAGUUCUGAAGUGCGCAAGGCGCUGAUGGCAUUGUGCUGCUGUGUCUGUAUUCAGGCUGGGGUCAGGCUACCUCCAUGUUGCCAAGUUGGAAAAGACAUUACCUCCGGCUCAUCAAAUGAGAGUUCACUGAGAAGGAGAAGCAGUGUACGUCUUUCACGUGCACUAAGCAUUAGGAGUCCACUCACCAGUAUAUCUAGUGUGCCAAGUCAGUAAGAUGGCUCUUUAUGUUAGAAUACAGAGGCCUCAAUAAUUCACUCUGUCUGUAACUGACAAAACCUCAAAAUACCGGGACAAUAUUAGUAUUCUCUCACAAGUGUAUGUAUAGAUACAUGUAAAAUAAAAAUAUAUAAAAUAAUAUAAAUAUAUAUAAAUAUUCACUCAUACCCAUAAGAAGCUAGGAUUGGCUCACUCACUAGUACAUCUAGUAGAGUUAAUCUGUUCAGUAGUAAACAUGCAAGCCACCAUGGGAGCCCAGAGGUAGUGGUAAGAGGGGGCAAAUCUUGGAACUUUGUUCUUUAUAUCUAAGUAAAAGCAACCACCUAAGUGACACUUUUAAUGCCAAUGAGCCACCAAUUAAAAAUAUAAUGUGCAGCUCAUAUAACAAAUAUGCAUCUCUCUCCUGCAAUAAAUGUUGCAACUGAUAUUAAUAAUGUACUGUGAAUUGCAUUUCAUAUUUUUUUGCCCACCCCCCCACCUACAAAACCUUCUGUGUAGCCCAUGCAAGCAACAAGUACACAACUAUGCACUGUAUUAAAGAGGCAUUAAAGUGAUUUUGAACUUUGUUGCCUCUAAAAUAUGGCAUAUUAAAAUGUAUUACAAUUUUGUUUUUUUGUCAAAUAGAUAUUACUGUGCUGACUUUUUUUUCUUUUUAUGCAUAUGAGCCAUGUCACUGUUGACCAACAAAACAGUAGCAGUUCUGCUUAGCAGACAGUAAGCUUCUAUAUCUCACAUAAUUCCACAAACAUGCACUUUUUGUUAGCUCAAAAAUCAAAAUACAAACCUUAUGCUUAAAGGGAUAUGAAACCCAAACAUUUAUUUUGUGAUUCAGACAGAGCAUACAAUUUAAAAAAAAGUUUCCAAUUUACUUCUAUUAUCAAAUUUGCUUUGUCUCCAUGGUAAUCUUUGUUAAAGAGAUACCGAGGUAGGCAUCUGGAGCACUACAAGGCAGAAAUAGUGCUGCCAUCUAGUGGUCUUGCAAAUGGAUAACAUUCUAGCAAAUCUGCUGUCAUAUAGUGCUCCAGACACAUGCACGCUCCUGAGAUUAUGUCCCUGCUUUCAACAAAAGAUACCAAGAAAACAAAGAAAAUUUGAUAAUAGAAGUAAAUUAGAAAGUUGUUUAAAAUUGCCUGAUCUUUCGGAAUCAUGAAAAAAUUAAUGUUUCAUGUCUCUUUAACAUUUUGCAUGAAAAAAAUUGGUUUAACCUAUGAAAUAUGCCAUAAAUAUUAGUUUAGCAUAACUCUAAUUAAAUCCCCAUAAAGAAAUAUAAGAAAUCUUCCUAAGGACUUAAAAUAUUUUUAAGGAAAAGCUAAAUGUUUGCAUUCUGCAAAUGUAUCCUAAAAUAUAUACCCAAAUGGAACAUUACAUACACUUUCUUAAAUGCCAAUAAAACAAUGAAAUGAGGCAUAUACUGACAAUGAAAAUGUACACUGUAUCAUAAUCUUCAUGUAUAUGAAUAUAUCUAUGUAUAUAAAUG